GCGUGUCUUCCUGGCCUCCAACAUUCCUGAUGUCUGCUUUCGGCAACAAUAGCAUAAAGCCGUCGAAAUUAUGACUGUAACGGACGUGCAAAAUCAGUGGAGUUCGUACGGCUUGCACUUCGAUCGGGCGAAGCAAGGCGCGGAGGAAACCGAGGAAACGUCAGAAAAAUCGAAUUUCCAUGUCAGUCGUGGCUGAGGCGGCGUGGCGCGAGCACCGCGCACACAGCGCCCGCGCGGUCGCUGCACCGCUGCUAACGACCAACCGCCGCGAUCUUCCAAAAGUUCCAAAUUCGAAACGCGCCAUUUUCAAAUCCUCGUUCUGUGCUCAAAGUGGUGUGUUCUCUUUUCAAACCGCGCUUUAUGGUCGGCUAAUUAACGGAUUAUGGGUUUGGCAAAGGCGGUACCUAUAGUGGGUCAGUUUGUCACCCGACCAUAUAAAUUCGUGCUUUUAUUAAAAGGGUGCGAGCAAAAGUGAUUGUAAGCAAUAACAUGUAUUACGGAGGAGUAUUGACAAGUGAAGUUAAACAAGUGGGCCGGCCAUGAAACAGAGACACCUAGUGGAAAGAAGCGUCAGAUGGCAGGUGUCGAAGAACCAGAGACUGCGUCUUGAUAUCCGGAACGAAACCUGAGUGACAAAAAGAAAUCACAACUACCUAUAUAAACUUUAAAAAAAUCUAAAUACUUAACGCCAAAUUGCGCUUGCUUCCAUUAAUUCUCUCUCGCAAACAUAUCGUAAACUAAGAUAAACUAAUCGACCACUAAAUAGUUCAAUUAGUUGUAAAUUAAUAUAACUAUAUAGUUUUGCGCCUUUCUUGUGUGCCUACUUUAAACGAAUUCUAAAGCAUUAAAAAGUGAGAUUAAGAAAAUUGAAUACUGUGAUGGUACUGAUAUAAGAGUGAUACUGAUGUUUGUUGUGUAAAUAAUAGUUAGUCAAACUAAAUUCAAAAUAAAUUAAUAGAAAACUAGAAAAGAAGUAACUAAAAUAGUCGCGCUAGUCGUAGUGUUAGAAUUGAAAGUUGGAAAACGAGUGAAAAACUAACGUUGUAACGUUGUUUGUAACGUUGCGAAAAACGGUCGCUGUUGCCUGCGGCUGAGUCUUUGCCAGAGGUCCCGGUAGGCCACAAAACUGGCAAGUAUGCAGGCAGCACUUAUGCUAAGAUCGAAAUCGCGGGAGAGAAGGAAACAGCGUCUCAAGAGAGGGAUCAAGCACGAACUGCCGAGCAAUGUCGCGACGAAGUCGAUCGCACCCUUCCCGAGAUAUCCUCCUGCUUCAUGGUGCGCGGCUGGGCGCGCGGCGUGGCAGGAGGCGGCGGCGGUAUCUGUGGGCGGGGGUGCGGCGGGCGCGGGGGGCGCAGCGCGGCGCUGCUCUGUGCUGGGAGACCACCCGGGCGCCAGGAGGGACCCGAGAGCCAAGUGGCACAGGAACAACCGGGUGCGAGAUGCCUCUUACGGUUCAUCGUCAGAGUCAGACGGAGAGGCGGAGGGGGCACCAGGGGAGCCCUGGGGCGUCGCCAGACUGCUGUACGCUGGCCUCGGCACCUUGGCCUUGGGGCUGGUCGUCUAUUUCGUCGGAACCGGAGACAAGGGUUUCAAAACUCCAGCGCUGCGGCUGGUGGGCCCGUCGCUCAUCAUCGCCGGCCUGGCGUGCUGUCUACUGCGUAUCGCCUUUUGCAUAUUUGCCAAGCCUUGCUGCCGACGGCGGACCAAUUACAAGGAGAGCAGAAGACUGUCCGGAUGCGGGGAGGGGGAGGAGAUGCCGCUGGCGGGCGGCGGGGUGGGGGGACAACGGGCUGGGCCGGCCCAAUGUUCCCCCGCGCGACGUCUGGACGCGUCCUCAUGCGAUGUGUCCAGUCUCUCCAGCGGGGAAGAAGACGAAAGGCUCAGGAGGUACCGUACUGCCUCCGCGCCGUCGCACCUCUCCGUGCCACCGUCCUCGUUGCCACAGAGCGCAACCCAGCAGAAAGCGUCCCCCCUGGCCGUGGCGCCGCAGCCGAGCCCAGCGCUCCAACAAAGCGCGUCCCAGCCGAGCGCGAUGCAAAGCGCGAUGCAGGGCUCCGCCCCCCGCCGCCCUCCACCGCGCAACGUCUCCUUCGCCGGCGGCACCGACGGCGAGCUCGUCCUCAGCCCGGCACAGCUCCGCUCCUAACCCACAAGCAAUAAACAGACGCAAUACCUCUUUUCUACGCCACCGGACGAUUAAAAUCAAAUCGCCACAUGUGAUAGCGUGAACUCAGUGAUUUUUUCUAUACGAUAAGCUACGAUCAUUUGCACGUUUGGAUAUUCUCGCAAGCGAUAUUUGUAAUUAAUUUAAGUAUACUUUGCUAGUUUUAACUUCGCCGUCUGGAUGACUCAGUAUUGUGUGGGCUAAGCCAAAAUGUUUGUACCAUGUGACUAGUCUCAGCUCGAUAUCACGAAUAUGAAGUGAAUCAAGACUGAAUUGUGAUUCAUCUAUUCGGAGUUGACAACCAAUAGAGGAAUAAAUAAAUAGAGUGAUUUCGAGCACAAAUUAGUACUUAUAAGUACUUAUAUGAAUGCUACAGUUCUUACUAGACAGCACGCUGGAUUACGAUUAUUUAGACUUGCCGAACAAUGGACAGUUUUCAUCUGACAAAUAUAAGGCUAUACUAUAUCUACAGUAUAGUAUUGAUAGCUCACAAAGAGGCAAUACAUUAUAUUAGCUUCAACUAUUGAUCGGCACAUCGAAAUUGUAGCUCCAUUUUCAUAAAUAUCAGAAACUGCUAUUGAUGAAUUUCCAUGUAUUUACAUGUAAUUUAUAUAUUUUAAUAUUAUGAAAUAAAAAUACCUAUAAUGUAAUUAUUUUGUUUUUACAUAUAUUUCUUUUAUAUUCCUCAUUCUUUCGAAGCAAAAUAUUUUAGAACUAUAGGACACUUAGCCGAUGAUGAAAGUAUAAAAGAAAAAAAAACGAUAUUCUGUAAAUUUUGGCCGAAUCUGUGUGUGCUGUCUCUAGGCUAUAUAUUCAUCCGUGUCUACAGUUUUAAAUGCGUAGUUGAGCAAAUAUCGAGGAGCUUCCAGACCAAUUUCUAGGUAUAGGUACCAUGUUUUGCUAAUUGUCGGCUAAUGGUCUGUCUAACUCUAUCUACGGGAGAAAGUAAUGGAGAAACCAAAGAUAUUUUUGUGUAAUAAGUAUUAAAAUAAAAAUUGGAUAAAUACUUUGAAAUUGUUCGUGUUCUAAUCCAACUAAAAGCACUAAAUGACGUCAUGAUUUUUUAAAUCGAAUUUCAAUUUAAAAUUGGGUGAGAAUUAGGAACAUUCGUCAAACAUAACUUUUAUAAGUGUUUAGCACAAAAAUAUACUCUAUUUCUGCAUUACUACCCUUAAUAUCCUAUAACUCGUGUCAUAAAGUAAGGAUCUAACUACGUAGCGUUUUAAACUCAAUGUGCUAGAUACGUCCGUCUUGAGCCAACCAGUAGACUAACUAGCUACGAGAUGUGACUUAUUGAAAAAAUAUAUCUUACUCCAGAAAAAAUAAUAAUUAAAUAGUUAUUAUUUUUCAAUUUUACCACUGCUUAUUAUUAGAUAAUUGUUCAAGUAUUGUUCACAAGAAAAAAUAAUGGUAAUUUGUUUGAAUCCAUUUUAUUAAAUGAAAAACAAUUUUCAUAAAUAAAAAUGAGAAGUAAUUUGAAAAAAAAAAGCAAAUGAAAAAACACAGAAAAGGAUAUUUUUCUCAUAAAACCACAUCUUGUCGCAGUGAAAAAGUAAAUAGAGAUUUUAAUAUACCUAAACAUAAUUGUGUUAAACUGCCUACUACUAGACGCGAAUUUAUAUUUAAAUAUAAAAAAAACAUAAAAAUAGAUUUAUAACUGACAAUAAUGAUUGUUAACUGAUGUAUAAAAAUGUUAUAUGCGUAUGAAAGUUGAUUUUAUUUUAAUUAUGUCCAAAAAUUUUGAGUAGUUCAAGCGCCGAGUGUGAAAUAAAAAAGAACACAUGAGUAUAACUUAAGAAAAAUGUUUGCAUAAUGAUUCAGUUGAAAUUUUUCAAAACGAACUUAUAAAAAAAUAGUGAAAAAUGUGAACUGACCCUCAAAUACUAUAUAGUAUUAAAAAUAAAAUAUUUUUGCAGGCAUGUCAGUGUGCUGUAAAGCCAAGCUGAAACUCCUAACUUGGCGUAUGAACUACGGAUAGACACCAAAGAUAUUAUAUUAUACAUACUUAGCUAAAUACUUAAAGGGUUGGUGUAUAGCGUGAUACUGUCUAACAGUAUAAUAAUGUUUUUAUGUGUAAGUAAAUAUAGAAAUUUAACAAUACUACAUACGUGUGUGUUAUGCGUGCAUUGUAUAUGGCACAAAUAGUAAAUACCGUUUAUAUAAUAUUAUAUAUUUUAGAAAUAUUUGCACCUUUAGUAGAAAAAUAUUAUAUAUAUCUGCAUAUUUUCUAGAAUACGAUAUUUAUAAAACACUUUUUGAGAUAAAGUGAUUAAACACGUUUCGAUUUAUGUUUCUAUAAGACGAAACAGAGAAUAUGUACCUAUUGUAAAAGUUUUUGAUUAGUUUUUGUCAAUUAUACCUUUGUAAUCAGAUUAAUGUAGUUAUUUUGGUAUUAUUUAAGUCUAAGAAUGGUCAAUUACUUAUUGGUUAUUUUUGAAAUAAGAUUUUGAAAUUUAGCUUCAUUUUACAACCUGUCUUGAUAAUAUCAAUGCACAAAAUAAAAUAAAAACUAAUAGAAAAUAUUUAUUUAAGAACAAUGUUGACGUGUAAAUACCACGAUAUUAAGCUGAUAAUAUACAAAGUUAUAUUGAAUUAGGCAAACCUAUAUAUUUCAAUGCAGUCUGACAUGUCAACAGAAGUUCCUAUACAAUUUUUUUUCAUUCACUAUAUAAAAUUAUAAGCACACAAAAUACAUAUACUAAAUCGUAAUAAAAAUCGGUAAAUAUUUCAAAAAAAUAUAAGUGUUAUUUACAAGAGAUUAAAGUAAUAGACGUACAUAACGUAAAUAGAUGUUAAGAAAAAUAUGAGCUUCGUUUAGACUAACUGGCUUAUGUAACAAAGUGUUGUGUGACUAACGAAAUAGACAAAAUUUAAAACAUUAUCACCGUCAUUUUUUCAUCUAUAUUUCAUUUGUAAAAAUCUCUAUUCAAUACUAUUUUGUACUGUCUGUUUGUUAAGAAGCGGUAUAUGAAGUUGAUUUUCGCAUUUGAUCCAAGCGCACAUAUAUUGGUGACAGGGUUUAUUUAUUUUUGUCUAUCAGCAGGCGAAUUUUCAUUUAGCGUAUGUCAUUGACCGUAACUGUCGGUGGUUAAGGGACAAAUCUCCUAUUUUAUGAAGGGAAAUUCGUCUGCUUCUUUACUUAAUCUAAGAUAGAUGAUUUUAUACAAAAUGUAAAGUAACGCCACACUAACUUCACGCUCUUGCCAGAGACACCAAGAAAUUGAUUUCAAAGCUGUGAGACAUAAUAGGCUAUUUAAAUUAGAAUCAUUUACUAUGCAAAAAUGCCAUGCACCAAUAAGUAAUUUUACUAAAAUUUAAUUAUUUUCAAGAGCUGAAAAUAAUUAUCAUCAAUUUUUUUUAAAUUUUUAAUAACACAAUAUUGAAAAAAAAAACGAAUACUACUAUUUUUGCAUUACGUGCUUCCAUUUAAGCUUGCAUAAACGUUGCUUUUUCAUGUUUCCUACAUAAUACUGGUAAGUUUAACUCUUAAUAGUUUAUUUGAUAAGCGUAAAUUUAAGUUUCAGGGCCUAAUUACGCUAUGAUUUGACAUGAACUUUUCUCAUUAUGGUUUUACACAAUAUGAUGCAGUCUUAGGUACACAAAUUUUUUCGACUGCAGACCUAAGUUUAAGAAACCUAUAUCUCUGUUAAAAAUAUUUGAUUAUUUUAUAGAUUUUUAUAAUUUUAUCAGAUAAAAGAUUAACUUUUUUCAUUGAAAAAUGGUCAUAUAUUUGCUUCAGAGUACUGUACAAUGUUCAGAGUACUCUACACUGUUGAGGUGAUCCUAAAACACAUAUAAAUCAGCCUUUUCGUUUCAUUUUCUCGUCAUAGUAUAUUCAAAGCUAGUUGUGAAAAAAAUGCAGUUAGAAAAUAAUCUAUUCAAAAUACGGAAGGAAAGUAAAAAUACGAACUAUAAAAAGAAAAACACGAUGUCAAAACAUAGCGAAUUUGUACAUAGUGUUCAGUAACAAUAAUAAUAAUAAACAAUAAAUUUUGAAGCUAGAGUGCAGUGCAGUUAUUCGAAUAUAUUUUUAACUUAAUUUUUUAUAUUCAAUGUACAGUUAUUUAAUAAUUAAUAAAAAAGAUAGAUCUUUUUUUAUAGGGAAAAUAAAAAUAAUUAAUCUAUUUAGUUUAGUUCAGUUAAAUAAAAAAAUUCUGUAGACCGAAUUUCUGCAAAGCACGCUAAAUUCAAAAUUGAUAUUUUUUCAUUCAAAUAACUUGCGUUGACCAAUGUACAUUAAGUUGAAAAUAAUAAAUUGUAGUUAUCAAUAGUUAAGCAUAACUGGGCGUAUUUAACAGUUCCUUUUAAGUAAAAUUUAUUAAAAUUGCCUUUAAAAUAUAUAAAUAUAAUUUUAAGAUUAUUGCGUGUUUUAGAAAAGGAAAGGUUGCUUUUAUUAAAAUGAUUUUAAUGACGAGUUAUGUAUUUUUUGCGGGUGUAAAAAGAAUAACUUGAAGUUAUAAUGUAACAUCGAAAACGUGUGUGUAAAUUUUUCUUUCUUUUAAGAUUGCUGUACCUAAUACAUAUUGGCGGUUGAGAAUGAUCACUGUGAUUUAAAUGUUAUUUAAAGUGUUGAAACGAAAUUUAAAAUAAUUUAUUUGUUAUUUUUUGUUAUUACGUAAAACGGAGAUUAGCGCUCAAAAGUUAUAAAAAUAUAUAUAAAUAGGGUUUUGUAACGUAUAAUGAUGGGUGGAAUGUAACAUUGAUAGUUUUAUUGCGUUUUGUAAAUAUUUAAUUAAUGCCAUACCCCGUACAGUUCAUCGUUUGUAUUAUUUAUAGGCAUUGGUGCAUAUCAUGUGUGUAGGAGCAGAUGAUUAAUCAAAUAAAUUAGAAGGUGAAUAGUUGAUAAAUGCGUUUCAUUUUAAACAUAAUUUAGGUAUAUACAUAUGUACGCAAAUCCAUUUACUAGUUGGGUGUGUUCCUGACUUUUGGGAAGCAACUGGGAAAAUAUUGGGAAUA
Plodia interpunctella (Indianmeal moth) is the source of this 7120-nucleotide messenger RNA. RefSeq lists its product as uncharacterized. Bases 1136 to 2146 code for a protein of 336 amino acids. The record is from RefSeq and is a predicted model, not a curated record. The transcript is spliced from 7 exons. NCBI's taxonomy places the organism in Eukaryota, Metazoa, Arthropoda, Insecta, Lepidoptera, Pyralidae.